This is a messenger RNA of Chelonoidis abingdonii (Abingdon island giant tortoise), 3261 nucleotides long. The record is from RefSeq and is a predicted model, not a curated record. Lineage: Eukaryota; Metazoa; Chordata; Testudines; Testudinidae.
AUGGAGGCCAAUGCGACAGGCUCCAUCUUCCAAGCGUUCUUCUGCAGAGGGGCAGGCGGGACCGGUGGAGACCUGGCCCCGCGGGACGUCUCCGGCACCUCGGACCCCUUUGCACGAGUUUCCUGGGAUGGCCACGCUUUGGAGACAGCUAUCAUUAAGAAGACUCGCUUCCCGCACUGGGAUGAGGUGCUGGAGUUUGACCUGGAGGAGGAGGUGCCUGGGAAGGAAUCCAAAGGGUCCCAUGUGAGCGUGGAGGUGUGGGACUGGGACAUGGUGGGGAAGAACGACUUCCUGGGACGGGUUGAGUUCUCUCUGGACGCCCUUCAGAGAUCCCCUGCCAAAGGCUGGUUCAGGCUCCUGCCCUUCCCCACCGCUGAGGAGGAUGCUGGAGGAAAGCUGGGGGCUCUGAGGCUGAAAGUCCGACUGGCUGAGGACAGGAUCCUGCCCUCCAUGUACUACCAGCCCCUGAUUGAGCUCCUGGUGGAAUCCAUCCUGUGUCCUGCCGAGGAGAAGGACGUCAGCCCGCUGGCCUUGCUGGAGGAGAUCAGCUCAGUGGAGAGCCGGCAAGACGUGGCCACGAAGCUGGUGAAGAUCUUCCUGGGACAGGGCCUGGCGGUGCCCUUCCUGGACUACCUCAACCUGCGGGAGGUGACCAAGACCACUGAUCCGAACACACUCUUCCGCUCCAACUCCCUGGCCUCCAAAUCCAUGGAGCAGUUUAUGAAGGUAGUUGGGAUGCCCUAUCUCCAUGAGGUCCUGAAGCCAAUCAUAAACCGGAUCUUUGAGGAAAAGAAGUACAUCGAGUUGGAUCCAUGUAAGAUUGAGCUGAACCGGACCAGGAGGAUUUCCUUCAAGGGCUCCCUGUCCGAGGCCCAGGUGCGGGAGAGCAGCCAGGAGCUCUUGAAGGGCUACCUGAGUGACAUCAUGGAGUCCAUCAUCGGCUCAGUGGAGAAGUGUCCCGCUAUCAUGAGGGUGGCCUUCAAGCAGCUGCACAAGCGGGUAGAGGAGCAGUUUCCAGAGGCGGAGCAUGAGGAUGUGAAGUACAUUGCAAUCAGUGGGUUCUUAUUUCUCCGCUUCUUCGCUCCUGCCAUCUUGACACCAAAGCUGUUCAACCUCCGUGACCAGCAUGCCGACACCCGGACCAGCCGCACACUUUUGCUACUGGCCAAGGCAGUGCAGAGCAUCAGCAACCUCGGCCUGCAGCUGGGGCAUGGCAAGGAGCAGUGGAUGGCUCCGCUGCACCCCUUCAUCCUUCCCAGCAUCGCCCGUGUCAAGGAUUUCCUGGACAAGCUCAUCGACGUGGACAGCGAGAACGCGGGGAAGCCCAGCCCGGACAUCACCUUCCACCCCUCGGUCACCAUCAAGGAGGGCUACCUGCACGCAAGGAAUGAGGGGCUCCACCUGCUCCCCUACGCUUCACCUGCAAGAAACCGCUACUUCUGGCUGAGCAGGAGCCUCCUCUACUCCAAGUCCCCAGAGUGGCAGGCUCGCUUCUCCAUCCCCAUCCAGCGGAUCUGCGCCGUGGAGAGGGUGGACGAAAACGCCUUCCAGCAGCCACACAUGAUGCAGAUCAUAACGCAGGAUAACGAAGGGCAGCUGCGCACCAUGUACAUCCAGUGCAAGAAUGUGAACGAGUUGAACCAGUGGCUGUCGGCCAUCCGCAAGGCCAGCAUCUGCAAUGAGCGCAUGCUGCCCUCUUGCCACCCGGGUGCCUUCCGGGGCAACCGCUGGACCUGCUGCCUGCAGCCCGACCGCACAGUGCGCGGCUGCAGCCGGACUCACUCUGCCAUGACCCUGGGAGACUGGAGCGACCCCCUCGACCCGGAUGCUGAGACCCAGAUGGUGUACGGGCAGCUCUUGCUGGCGAGAGACAAGCUCAGGUCAGUGCAGCUGCGGGACGAGGGCGGGUAACACCAGCACAGGCAGGCGGGGACCCGGAGGGCGGGGGAGCAAGGCUGUUCCUGCCAGGAGCGCCGGAGGGCCGCUGCUGCCCGCCUGCUGAACGUCAUAGAAGACCUGGAGCGUGCCCACAGCGCCUUCGAGCGCCGGGAGAAGGAGGAGGCAGACUAUGACUCUCACCACCCCUGAGAAGCCUCCUCCCCCUUCCCCACCCCAUCCCUCCCUGGCGCCUCGGUUGGACCGUGCCCGCCCGACGAUGGUGCAUGGGAGUGGGCCCUGGUGCUGGGAGACACCGGCUCUGGACUGGGAGUGGCAAUGGCAGUGGCCACGUGUGCACCCCACAGCUCAGGCCAGAGGUGGCCUAGCACGUCCUGCUCCCCUGCUGUAGCGCCCAAAUCAACCAUCAGAUGGCGCUUGAAACCCUCCAUGAACCACACCAUGAACAGCAGUAGCCAACUUCCUUGCUGUCCUUUUCCCUGUGGGACAGAGCCAGGAUCCACAGCCUGGGCAGGUUAGCUGUGCCCAUGCCCCAGUGCCAUCCUCCUGCAGGCUGUACCUGACCUUGCCACGCAGGGCCUUCCCGCUGAACCUCAGUCCCUGGGCACCGCCAGCCAGUGCCUGCUGUCCUGGUGUCCCAGAGGCGUGUGAGGGUGGCAAACAGCCUGCCCCUGGCUCCCAAAGACAGCUCACCGCCCCCCCCAAUCUGUGCCUUUCCCACCCCACAUUCCAGCCUUCAUGGCCACUGGGCGAGGGAAGGCACUUCUGUGUCUGUAACUGAUGAAGACCUCAAGUGAGCCCGUAGCCAUGAUCCUUUGAACAAGAGCCGGGCUCUUGGGGGGAAUCGCGCGUGGGCUGGACCGCAGCCCUGCAGCACUCUGGCUGUGCAGCAGAAAGCUGUCCGGCCUGCAUGCCAACCUCCUCCAGCCCGUCUCUCUUCCGCAAUUCCACUGCGCUGGCCCAUGGGCCAGCCACCAUGAACUUGGCUCUCCCCAGCACCUCCUGGUGGUGGCAAAUCUAAGCUCUGCCACUGGAGGGUUAAACUCCUCCAGCUCCCCAGGGGACGAUGGCUUGUGCCUAGAGCGCAGUGGGUGGGGAGCCCACCUGUGCUGUGCUCAGACGUGGAACCCAGGGCCCUGCAUCUACUGGGUGCUCCUUUAAAUCACUGCGCUGACACUCCAUCCAUGUGUGCACUGCGUAGCUAUCCGCACCGCCCCACUGGGCACCCCACAGCCUGCCCUGCGUGCACAGGGCUGCGCGUAAAACUCAGCUGGGCGCCUCUUUGCUUGUGCCAAAGUCCUGCUCAGGAAGCGAAGGAGGCUACUCCAGGGACUUCUCACCCAGAUCACCUGCGCAUGGUGGAGU